GCGCGCUCUUCAGUGUUCUGGCUGAGCUUCGAGCGAGCGCGUGCGGCCGGUUGCCGUCACUCGUAUGCUUCGGUUGACUUUAAAAAACAAUCGAGUAGCGGCUAUUCGACUGGCUACCGUGGACUGUACCCGUGUCGGUGUGGAACGUUUGUUGCAUAUGCUAGCGUACAGUUGGGGGACAGUGGAACUCUACCAUGUUGAUAUCUGCGGGCAGCGGCCCCACGCCUGAGUUCUCGCCCGCCUCGUGCUGCGCCCCCUGGAAGAUGGAGCCGGCGCCUCCGGCGACCGCCGCCAUCUCACAGGCCCUCAAUAUAUCACCCAACGUACCGGUGUCGCCAUCUUCGUCAGGGGGCGGGGGCGGUGGGGGCGGUGCGGGCGGCGGGGCGGGCACCCCUCUGUACCCAGGCGCAGCGUCCCACCCGCUCUCCUCGUUGCUCUCUCAGCAGCGGCUUCUGGAGCUGUCCCGUUUCGGUCUGCGCCACUACGACAUCGCACACCACGUGCUGUCCCAGCAAGGUGCUGUAACCAAGUUGCUCGGUACUCUCAGACCUCCAGGUCUCAUUGGCGGCAGCAAGCCCAAAGUCGCCACACCUGCUGUCGUGUCGAAAAUAGAACAAUACAAACGGGAAAAUCCAACAAUCUUCGCCUGGGAAAUUCGAGAACGACUUAUUUCAGAAGGUGUGUGCACGAAUGCCACCGCACCGAGUGUAUCGUCAAUCAACAGGAUACUGAGAAACAGAGCGGCGGAGCGAGCGGCUGCGGAGUUCGCGAGGGCCGCUGGUUACGGGCUGUACGCUGCUCCUCCUCCUUAUGGAGGAUUCCCUUGGGGAGGUGGAGGGGGUGUGUGGCCGCCCGGAGGUCUCCCCCUACCGCCGGGUGUACCCCCACCGUCCGUCGGGAUGCAACACCCAGACGCGGUUCAGCAGGGAUUCUUAUCUUCUUCAGGACGUGGUCUCGUUGAUGUCGAUGGUGAUGAUUCCGGAUCUCUGGACGGCGAACAACCAAAAUUCCGCCGGAACCGAACGACGUUCAGUCCUGAUCAACUGGAAGAGCUCGAGAAGGAAUUCGAAAAGUCUCACUAUCCUUGCGUGUCAACCCGAGAACGUUUGGCAUCAAAAACUUCACUCUCGGAAGCCAGAGUUCAGGUUUGGUUUUCCAACAGACGAGCCAAGUGGAGACGCCACCAGCGCAUGAACCUCCUCAAGCGAGGUGGCGGCUCGCCCUCGCACCGCCUGCCCCACUCCCCCUCCCGCUCGCGCUCCCGUUCCUUGUCCCCUACCCGCGGGCCCUACCACACUCCCCAGAUGGGUGGCGAAAAUAGCGCGUUCAAAGCUCUGUCGCAUCAGGACACGAACGCACUGAAGGCACUGUCCCACCAAGCGCAGCUGGAAAGUAACGCACUGAAAGCGCUCACGCAAACACCCUUCGAGAGCGGUGCGUUUAAGCCUCACCCCGCACUAGAAAACAGUGCGUUCAAGGCGCUCGUCCCACACUCAGCGGCUGCGGCGCUUCUAGCAGCUCAGUCCAUACAACUAGCUCGAGGUUACGAAUCUCAUUCGGAUUCCGACGAGGAGAUAAAUGUUCAUGACGAGAGCGACGACGAAGGCGAUAGACAGAGGAACACGACGAGGUCUAGAUCGCCAAGCCCGUGCCGACAGCGACCGUUGACCUCGAGCGACCUGCCGCUACAACUCACCAAGCACGACCGUUGAUGUUUCAACUCUACAUAAUGUGUUUAUUUACUUGUUCAAAAUACUUAAAAUCAUUCCUAUCGAAUGUUCACAUCAUAAUAUAAUAUUUUUAUGUAAAUUUCGUCCAAGGGUGUUAAUACUCCCGUUUGCUUGUAAAUUUAUGUAAAUAUUAAGAGAAUUAAGUUGUUGAUUGUUGUAAUGGAGACUAAUGGUUAGCUGUUCAAGCUAUGCACAAACGAUGUCGCUUUAUUUAUAAACUCUUGCUAUUGUAUAGACGCUAUGUUGUUAUGUUAAUAAUGUAAGUAAGUUAUGAAAUAUCCUUAGUUAAUUUUAAAUGCAUAUUGCAUUCUUUUUGAAUUUAAGUUUUGGUAGUGGUAAUAACUUGGAUAAUGUUUUAAAAAGUAAUUGAUUGCAAGGUAUUACCAAAGUAUCAAAUUGGUGUAAGCACGGUUCAUUCAACUAACUAGUUCCUACGCACUUUACCGUGUAGCCGGGGAUGUAUAUUAAAAAAAAAACAACUCGUAGUGAUUAAUGCAACAUUUUGACUAUGUUAUUGUAAAUUACAAAAUGAUAACACCAAUGUAAUAAUGUAAUAGAAUAUAUUGUAUAUAGUUAACCGUUAAGCUUGGUAGAGCACUGUAUUAUUUAUUAUCUAAAUGAACAUAUAUAUUUUAUUGUAAAAUAUAGUAGAGAAUUUA
This is a messenger RNA of Papilio polytes (common Mormon), 2389 nucleotides long. RefSeq names its product paired box protein Pax-6-like. Gene Ontology annotation, biological process: regulation of transcription by RNA polymerase II; anatomical structure development. Lineage: Eukaryota; Metazoa; Arthropoda; Insecta; Lepidoptera; Papilionidae. The coding region runs from base 195 to 1712 and encodes 505 amino acids. The transcript is spliced from 6 exons. The record is from RefSeq and is a predicted model, not a curated record. Gene Ontology annotation, molecular function: RNA polymerase II cis-regulatory region sequence-specific DNA binding; DNA-binding transcription factor activity, RNA polymerase II-specific.